AUGUGUGACGGGAUCACAUUAAAGUCAGCUCUGCAAAUCGCUGGACCGGACCAGACUUUGUCUUGUCCAGUUGAAUAUCGUAAUGAAAAGGGGUAUGCAUUUUGUGACGCUCUUGUUGGACUAACACUGCUAAACCAGUUUAGUAUUUCAAGCAGACGCGAGCGUAGGAUGGCGCGUCGACGUCACAUUCGACUUGCGCUUUUACUUACACUCGUCUUUAUAGUGCUGCUCUUGAUAGCCACAGUUGCCUCUGAUGCCACAUCACAUGGCUUAACAAUAAGUUUUACUUCAGAGAUUCAAGAAGAGGCAGAGCUACCAGCAAACGAUUCGUUUACAUUUGAUGGCACAACGUCCGAUAUAUCUCGACAGCUCUACUUGAGGCAUAUAGCAGGGGAUAGCAUCGACAGGGUGGUGCCCAACACGAUUCCAAGUGCUGUCACAACGCGACUGUCGCCAUUUAACGUGUCCUUUGAGAACCUUCCCGGUUUGUUGCAGCGAGCUCUGCUCUGGGACUCAGGCUACGUGAUAUCACCACAAAACGAAGCCGUGCAAAUUUGGACUCUUGGAGGUAGAUCAAUGGCUGCUCUGGCCGUGACGACGGUCGAGUUUGAUGCGACCGGAUGCAUAGCCUUGAGCUGUAGUCAGCCAGACAAUACGACGUACAAUGCCAAUGAGUUUUGCACAGGUACAAAGAUGCUAACAGCGGCCAAGUGUCUGAUGGAUAACUUUAGCUCGGACACUAGUUCAUAUACUGCAAUGUGGUCGGACGGAGGAUAUCUUGAGAUGAUCCCGGAAAUUCGGGCCGUGAUGCAUGGCUGGUUGGACCCGUCGACAAAUAAGUCGUAUUUGCUUUCGGCUGUGCAUACGAUGAGCAUUGACUCGGAGCCGGCGUACGGGACUUGCAACGAAGGAGGCUAUGGAUCACUCGUGCUGCCGUGCCAUCCGAUGAGCGGCGCCUCUUCAGACGUCGUCAAAAUGAUGUCAUUGCCCAUCGCAACGCCGUGGAUGACGACAUGGAUUAAGCAGUACCAGCCGAGCACGGACACAGCAGUGAAUGGACAGUCCGACAACGAUGGAAGCGGCGUCAGUCUAUGGCUACUUAUUCCCCUUAUUAUUGCUGCAGUGGUGGUGACCAUAUUUAUCUUCUUCAUCGUGUUCAGGAAGCGUCGGCGACUACAAUCUGCUUAUUGGCAGCGUAGCACUCCUGCAGGUACUGAUAGCUUUGAACCGAGGGAAAAGUCAACCCUGUCGGUACCAGUUGCUAAGUCUUGCCAGAAAGAUAACACGACAAGUCUCCGUCGCACAAAACAAGAGACACUCGGUGAGUUUAGUCAAACCCUUCGAUUGCCAGGAGAGGAAGACAGCUCGGUCGAAGAACCAUCGCCCAUGAUUGAAGAAGUCUUACCGCGUCCACGACGAAAUACUGCACCCGUGUCAAUGAGUAGUCUUGCAGCUCGAGGAAGUUAUCCAGUUGGCCAAACCAAUUCACAAGUAUAUAGAAGUGGUACGGUGCCAGCAGCUCAGAGUAUUGCAUCAGGAGCACAAACUGAAGCAUCUGCAUGUAUUGCACCAACUGCACAAAGCCGAUCAUUUGGAGCUUCGACUCGUGCCCUUCGUCAUUCUACAGCUCAGACAUCUACUUUUGGAGUGCGUCACCCUUCAGCUCACGCGUUGAGUAAUGCGAUGAGUCAAGCUGCUCCUCGAAGCUUUGUGUCAGGACAGAGGAGCAAAUCAGAAGUUCACGGUACCAGAUCGUUGACGUAUAGUCAUGCGCCUACAGAUCGAGAGCUUUUGCCAACACUUAGGGAGUCGGUAUUGAUGCCUAAGAUUCGAGGAGUGAUGCCGUCAAUCUGCGAUUCGAUUCAAGCGGAUCGCGAAUUGAUUCCUGCGAUGCGAGAGACUUUCUGUCGCUACUCUGCUGCGGACAGCGUCCACUACACGUUGACAACCGACCCUAACCUUGUUGGAAAGCGAAUUGCAUGGGAGCGGAUUGAGCUUGGUAGCUUGCUUUCCAGAGGUGCUUACGGAGAGGUGUGGGCAUGUCGAUAUGCUGGCCAGAAAGUGGCCAUCAAGCGGUUGCUGCAGUCAAAAGAGCCCACGUUUCAUGCGACAGAAAAUUUUAAGAAUGAGAUCCAGCUUACCGCUAGUCUGAACCACCCGAACAUUGUGCGCUUUAUUGGCGUAACGUGGAGCAGUCUGGUGAACCUGGCAAUGGUGAUCGAGUACCUCCCUCGAGGUGACAUGCAGAACUAUCUACAACGAAAUGGCGAUUUAAUUACUUGGGCGCGUGACAAAAUUGACAUGGCUAUUGGCGUUGUGAAGGCGAUCGCGUAUUUGCACAGUCGUGAAGUCAUCCAUCGUGACAUCAAGGCCCGAAACGUGCUACUGACUAAGCGACUCCAGCCGAAGCUGAUCGACUUUGGGGCUAGUCGUCUCUCGGCUCCCAGCGAGAUGUCAGCAGGGAUUGGAACGCCCUAUUGGACUGCACCAGAGGUACUCGAGAGUACCGAGUACACCGAGAAGGCAGAUAUUUAUUCAUUUGGAGUGUUGUUGUCGGAACUAGACACAUGCAAAGCCCCGUACCACAACAGAGUGGGGACGAAUGGGGAAAAGAUGAAACCGUUUCAUAUUCUGACGGAAGUCGUGGAUGGCUCCUUGAGACCGAGUCUAUCGACAGGAUGUCCCGAACGCAUUCGUAAAGCAGCGGACGCGUGUUUCCAGCACGACCCGAAUAUGAGGCCGUCAGCUUUGGAGCUCAUCAAGUUGCUAGAUGGCUAA
Molecule: messenger RNA, 2778 nt
Organism: Peronospora belbahrii
Lineage: Eukaryota; Oomycota; Peronosporomycetes; Peronosporales; Peronosporaceae
Source: the annotation of a GenBank genome assembly